UCAGUCGUCCGGCGAAGUUCGACAUGAGUGGACGUGUAUAGAGGCGUUCGAUGUGAUGCGUUCACCUGCGUUCACCGAACAAGCUUGACGUUCUGUGAAGUGAGCCGGUGACGCGUCUCUCGAACACGAGGUUGCCGGUCGCGGAUCAGUCGCCUGCAGGAUCAUCCGGUCACGCUGACAAACGUCGACCGCAUGAAUCAGUGCAGCCUCCAAUCCAUAGCCUUUUAUCGCCCCGAAGAAUCUGUGGAAGAGUAUAUAGACAGUAAAAUCCACUUCGCCAGGGAGAUCAUAAAGAGCUUAACGCGACGAGAAAAAUGUCCACUGCGCUAUUGGCCGUGUUCGCCGUGAUCCUCUGCAUUCUCUUCAGGAUACUAAAUGUGAACAGCUCGCCGCAUAGACCUGUUCUCGUCUGCAAGGACCAGUUCUUCUUGUCGACAGUGCUGAAGAUCGCACCGGUCCUCGCCGAACCGUACAAGCCGACGAGGUUGUGGGGUUUCAGUGGGCACGUACAGACCAUCAUCCACAGCGUCAUAGGGCGCGUUCGGUGCCCUUGGCCCAUUGGCGAACGCGUGUGCAUCAGUCUUACGGAUGAGACCACGCUCACGUACGAUCUUUAUCAACCGCUGACCCACGGCCAUGAAGACGACAUAACGAUAGCCAUCUGUCCCGGAAUCGGGAACAGCUCGGAGAGUGUUUACAUCAGGACGUUCGUGCAUUUCGUGCAAUGCCAUGGUUAUCGAUGUGCGGUACUUAAUCACGUCGGGGCCUUAUCCAGUGUCAAGAUCACAGCGCCAAGGAUAUUCUCUUACGGUCACACGGAAGAUUAUAAUAUGAUGCUGCUGAGUUUGGUAGAGAAGCAUCCCAACACCAAAAUAGUUUGUAUAGGAUAUAGUUUGGGCGGUAAUAUAGUGACAAAAUAUUUGGGAGAACGGCGUCCUAACAAAUUGCCCAACAUUAUAGGAGGUAUAUCAAUUUGCCAAGGAUACAAUGCUCUCGAAGGGACAAAGAUUUUGUUAAAUUGGCAGAACUUUAGACGUUUCUAUCUCUAUGUAAUGACAGAGUCUAUGAAAAAUCUUAUACUUAAACACAAAAACGUGCUUUUGUCAGAAGAAGUAAAACAGAGGUGUAACUUAAACGAGCGUGACAUAAUUUCAGCUGCGACGUUACCCGAACUGGAUGAAGCGUAUACGAGAAAGGUACAUAAUUUCAGAUCCGUACAAGAAUUGUACAAAUGGAGCAGUUGUAUCUUUUACCUGGAUAAUAUCACAACGCCGAUGGUAUUCAUCAAUGCGUUAGACGAUCCCAUCGUGCCAGAAGUAUUACUAAAUCCAAUUAAAGAACACGCGGCAAAUCGCCUAAAUACGUUGUAUGUGGAAUUAGCGCAUGGAGGUCAUCUAGGUUUUUACGAAGGAGGUCUUCUAUAUCCAAAUCCUAUAACAUGGCUGGAUCGAACACUGGUGUCUCUUGUGGGAUCUCUGACCCUAGCACACGCAGAUAAGGCUUUGAAAACCUCUUAACCUAAUUUGACUCGGUUAACGUACUCGUAUUAUUGGGCGUUGAUCGCCAUUGUAUCACACAUCAUGAUCUUCUAAGAUCAGUCAGCACUGCACUUGACCCCGUUGGUUGUCCUUUUGGGCGACCAGAGUUAUCUACAACGAGAUGCAUCCAUGAUGCAGAAGAAACGGCACAUUGUAGUCUAUAUAAAAGAAAAAAAAAAAAACUGGUACAGACUUGUCACUUCACGAUACG
Odontomachus brunneus is the source of this 1749-nucleotide messenger RNA. It is a transcript of the gene Hydr2, whose product is annotated as abhydrolase domain-containing protein 2. Gene Ontology annotation, cellular component: sperm plasma membrane; sperm flagellum. The coding region runs from base 315 to 1517 and encodes 400 amino acids. The transcript has 9 exons. The record is from RefSeq and is a predicted model, not a curated record. Gene Ontology annotation, biological process: medium-chain fatty acid catabolic process; sperm capacitation; steroid hormone receptor signaling pathway. Lineage: Eukaryota; Metazoa; Arthropoda; Insecta; Hymenoptera; Formicidae. Gene Ontology annotation, molecular function: monoacylglycerol lipase activity; acetylesterase activity.